GGGCUCCAAAUAGACAAAACCCAUCCUCCAGUUCGAUCCCUUUGGAAAAUAUUCGAUGCAUUUAAGGACCGUUGGCUUCGAUCUUUGCUCGUUUAGCUCCCUUGAAUCCUGGUUCCGGGUGGUGCGACGGUGCAGGGGGGACCAUCCCGCAUCGACUACGGUCUCAAGUAUCAGGCCAGAUGCAUUUCCAAUGUCAAGGCAGGCGCAGAUCACACCAGCUUCAUCACCGGAACUCUCAGCCUCAAAGAAGAAAACAAGGUGCAUUUGAUUCGGUUCUCUUCCUAUGGAACGGAGCUCAUAUGUGAGGGCUUGUUUUGUCAUCCUAAUGAGAUCUGGGAUCUCGUUUCGUGCCCCUUUGAUCAACGCAUGUUCUCUGCUGUUUUCUUUACUGGUAACUGUUAUUUUUCUGUUUUUUAUGUUUAUUUUGUUAUUCAAUCACCCAUGUCCAUUUGGAUUUGAUCUAGACUUGGCAAUUUUAUAC
Messenger RNA from Rubroshorea leprosula, 481 nucleotides. The record is from the annotation of a GenBank genome assembly. Lineage: Eukaryota; Viridiplantae; Streptophyta; Magnoliopsida; Malvales; Dipterocarpaceae.